CGUUAGUUCAACAACACAACUCUAUCCUGAGGGGCAUGGGAAAUCUUCACAAUGGGAAUGGCCCCAUCAUGCUUUUACAUUGUUUUCAGGUAAAAGCUGUUUGACUUGGUUUAUUUGUCUGCCCUGUAUAUUGUAUUUAAAAAAUACUAAUCUGUGCAAAGACGGAUAAAGGUCCUGCAUUGCUCAGACUGCAAUAAAAAAAGCUGGGUCCUGCACUAUGGCCACAUUGCAUGUUAAAGUGGAAGACAGCCAUUUUGCCAUUGACAAGGUCUUGCUGUCAGAGAACUGUGAGUAUUUCCAUGCUCUCUUCGAGUCGGGGAUGCGAGAAUGCCAGCAAGAGGAAAUUCACCUGCUGGGGUUAAGUGCCAAAGGGUUUGAUAUCGUGCUUAAGGUCCUGGGAGGGAAAAGACCUGCUCUGGACUGUGAUGAAAUCAUUGAGGCCAUAGAAUGUGCCGCGUUUUUACAAGUGAAGUCGCUUGUCAAACAUCUAAUUAAUUUAGUUAAUUCCAAUAACUGCAUUGAGAUGUAUCACGCUGCCUCCACGUAUGGCCUGCUGGAUCUGUACCACAGAUGUGCUCUGUUCAUUAGGGACAUGUAUUCGGAUUUAAAAGAAGCUUUGGAAUGUCUUCCCGUGGAUCUUCUGGACUAUAUUGACUCUCUCGUUCCCAGUACAUUUAUUGCUGUUGGGGCCUAUUCACCCACCUUUGUGCAAGAUUCCUUGAGGUCUGUUUGCUAUUUGGAUGAAGACAGCAAGACGUGGAAAACCUUAACUGAUUUGCCAGCUGAAGCAAGCACUGCCCUGGCAGGCGUCACUGUCUUAGACAACAAGCUGUACAUCGUCGGAGGGGUCUAUGGUGUCAGCAAGCAGGCGGUGGAGUUAAGUUUCUGUUACGAUCCUGAAAGAAAUACCUGGAGCCACUUUUCCAGCCCUCAGCAGCUUCGCUACAACCUGACGUUGAUGGGACACAACGGUUACCUUUACGCAAUAGGAGGAGAGUAUGACAGAAGGAUUAUUUCGUCAGUGGAGAGAUACCACGUCUCAACAGACACGUGGUCUUUUGUCUCGCCCCUGCCACGGCCUGCCGCUGGGGCUGCGUGUGCCCAGGCGAUGGGAAGGAUGUUUGUUUGCUUGUGGAAGCCAAUUGACACAACAGACAUUUAUGAGUACGACCCUGAUAGAGAUCAGUGGCUCCUCAUAACGACUUUAAUAAGGCCACAGAGUUAUGGACACUAUAUGGUGGCCCAUAGGGACAACCUUUACGUGAUGCGGAACGGCCCCUCUGAUGAUUUUUUGAGAUGUAUGAUAGACUGUUUUAAUAUUACCACCCUGCAAUGGACGGUGAUGGCCGGGCAGUAUGUGAACAGCAAAGGCGCCCUGUUCACAUCUGCGGUCAAGGGGGAUUCUGUGUUCACAGUAAACCGAAUGCUGACCCUUGUUUAUUCUGUGGAGGAGAAAAUGUGGAAACCCAAGAAAGAAAUGCAGGGCUAUCGAUGGUGCGGCUCCUUGCUGACAUGCUUCUUGAGACUACCAAAGACGAGCAGUGAUGACCUUUCCACUGACUGUAUAAUCCACACAGGUCAGCAAGAGCCAGAGGAUAUCAAAACCUAAUGUGAGCUGGACCUGAACACAGCCACUAUGUACUGUCCCAUCCUCUUUCUGGUGCACCAGGGCUUCUGAAGUUACAAUAUGAAACAGCAUCCCUGACAAACAGAAAAUACACGGACUGGGUUUAGAAAGGAGGUUUGACGUCACCUGCCUGUAUGAAAGGCAAGACUGAAAGCGAAGCACGAAAAGCAAACAAAAUAUCAAAAACUGCCAUUUCAGUUAAGGCUUCUAGCACUUCAGAAUAACUAGAUGGUCAGACAGGCUUCAGUCUACUUGGGUUAACCAAGGACACAUGUUUCUGAAAAUCACAGAUAUCAGAUAUAAAUGAAGUAGUGCAGUCAUCUUUUUUUAAAGGAUGUUGCUUGUUUUCCAAACAACAAAGCUGUUAUCUCCAAAACACAUUUACUUUCCAAUAGCCCUGUGUAGAGACAUAUUGCUGAUUAAUCCUAUAGCACUUUUCUUAAACCCCUGUGUGAAAAUUGAAAUGUCUGAAAUGUUUCAAUUUAUUCCCCACAACACUCUCUCCUGAUUGACUCCUGAACUGUUUGGUUUUUUGUAGGCGACGACGGAGGCACGUGUUUCCCACUGCUGUGCUCAGUGGCUUCUUCAGGUUUUUUUUUGUGUGUGUAUUGGCUUGUGUAGAUUGUUUGAUACAUGUCUCCCUGUACUCUCUGUGAACACGGAAACAAAUGUACCAAACACUUAGGCCAUUAAAACGUCUUUCCUGUUUUGAUAACCAACACCCCAUUUUAUAAACCACAGGUCCCUGGAGUCGACAUUCCAGAAAAAAUCCAGUCUGAUUUCAGUGGCAGGGUGUAAAGUCUCUGCAAUUACCAGAGCACUUUGGCAACGAUUCUCUUUCAGUGUUCAAUGUGUGAUGUUAGUUGCAUUGGUCCAGAGGUAAACACUGCUGCAGUUGAAUUAUUUUAUUGGACCAACAUAGAAGUUGAAAAUACACAAACUUGCAGGUGCAAAGUGGAUUUGAGAAGAGCUAGUGUAGAAGAAAAUAAAGAUGUUAUUUGGUUGUGCUUCCUUUCUGCAAAAACAAAAUGGUCCAAGGGCCUGGUUAACUGGUCAGUUGUGGUGUUAGGUUUCCUUUAUUGCACUACCAGUCUGCUGUUUUCAUUUCCUAGACCUGUCUGUAGGUCUGCAAUAUCGCAGAGUCUAAAGUGCAAGAGCUUUUACCUGUAGGAGUUAUUGCAUUUGAUGUACUGUACAUUUCUUUGCUAGUUCCUUGCUAAUAAAUCAUUUGCU
Messenger RNA from Acipenser ruthenus (sterlet), 2860 nucleotides. Its product is annotated as kelch repeat and BTB domain-containing protein 13-like. Bases 218 to 1609 code for a protein of 463 amino acids. The transcript has a single exon. Gene Ontology annotation, molecular function: protein binding. Lineage: Eukaryota; Metazoa; Chordata; Actinopteri; Acipenseriformes; Acipenseridae. The record is from RefSeq and is a predicted model, not a curated record.